GCCGGAGGGCGGAGCCGCGGGGCCUGGCGGGCAGGUGCGCGCGGGCCAGAGGGCGGAGCCGCGAUGCAGCGAUGGAGCGCUGCCCGGGCGGGCGCCGGGGCCGGGGCCCGAGAACCGGGCGGAUCGCGAGCCGGAGCCGCAGCCAGAGCCCGGACCAGGCCGGGGUCCGGCACCGCAGAGCCGGGCUGCUCGUAGCGGCGGCAACGGAGCCCCCCAGCGGCUGAGGGGCUUCCUCCCAGUUCCUGCCGGUGGCCGGGACUCUGCAAGCCCCCGCAGCCGGGGAGCGCGGGGAUCCCCCUCCACCACAUCCAGGACCCAGAGACCCCCAAGAAAGCGGGAGACCCCUUCCAGAUCCAACAGAGAGCUACUCCCCAGCUGGGGAAAGCGGAGACUUCCUCCGUAUUCGGAAGACAGUGACCUCCCUACGGUACGGCUAAGACUCCCCCUCUUCAAUCGGGCCCCCCCCAAGACCUAGAACGCAGUGACCCCCUCCUCCGGCAUUGCUGGGACCCCCUGUCAAGAACCCGGUCAUUACAACUCCACACCUCAAGACACGAAGACUCAGCUCAGAACGCCCCUAGAUCAGGGGGUUCCUAGACCCCCCCAAUUCCGGUACACAGGAACCCCAAAUCUAGGGAACCGAGGACAGCAAGAGCUAUCCCUCACCAGCAAGAGGCCUCGGGGCCCCCCUCAAAGCUCCAGGACCCAGGCGACUGAGCCCCUCGCGGCGCCCUUCUCAUCCCAGCCCAUGGUUGUGGCGCCCUGAGCCCCCCCGGGCCGGGCUGACGGAAACCGAGACGGCGCCCAGGCCCCCUGCCGCGGCGUCCCCGCGGCCCCAGCCCAGGGAGAAGAUGAGCGUGGGCUGCCCGGAGCCCGAGCCACCCCGCUCCCUGCCCUGCUGUGGGCCGGGGACCGCCCCUGGGCUGGGGGCAGGCGUGCCGCUCCUCACUGAAGAUAUGCAGGCACUGACCCUCCGCACGCUGGCCGCUAGCGAUGUCACCAAGCACUACGAACUCGUCCGGGAGCUGGGCAAGGGCACCUAUGGGAAGGUCGACCUGGUGGCCUACAAGGGCACGGGCACGAAAAUGGCGCUGAAGUUUGUGAACAAGAACAAGACCAAGCUGAAGAACUUCCUGCGGGAGGUGAGCAUCACCAGCAGCCUCUCCUCCAGCCCCUUCAUCAUCAAGGUCUUUGACGUGGUUUUUGAGACCGAGGACUGCUACGUCUUCGCCCAAGAGUACGCACCUGCCGGGGACCUGUUCGACAUCAUUCCUCCUCAGGUGGGACUCCCCGAGGACACGGUGAAGCGCUGCGUGCAGCAGCUGGGGCUGGCGCUGGACUUCAUGCACGGGCGGCAGCUGGUGCACCGCGACAUCAAGCCCGAGAACGUGCUGCUGUUCGACCGCGAGUGCCGCCGCGUGAAGCUGGCCGACUUCGGCAUGACGCGCCGCGUGGGCUGCCGCGUGAAGCGGGUCAGCGGCACCAUCCCGUACACGGCGCCCGAGGUGUGCCAGGCGGGCCGCGCCGACGGCUUCGCGGUGGACACGGGCGUGGACGUGUGGGCCUUCGGCGUGCUCAUCUUCUGCGUGCUCACCGGCAACUUCCCGUGGGAGGCGGCGUCGGGCGCGGACGCCUUCUUCGAGGAGUUCGUGCGCUGGCAGCGGGGCCGCCUGCCCGGGCUGCCGUCGCAGUGGCGCCGCUUCACCGAGCCCGCGCUGCGCAUGUUCCAGCGCCUGCUGGCCCUGGAGCCCGAGCGCCGCGGGCCGGCCAAGGAGGUCUUCCGCUUCCUCAAGCACGAGCUCACGUCCGAGCUGCGGCGCCGGCCCUCGCACCGCGCGCGCAAGCCCGCCGGGGACCGCCCGCCCGCCGCCGGGCCGCUGCGCCUCGAGGCGCCCGGGCCGCUCAAGCGGACGGUGCUGACCGAGAGCGGCAGCGGCUCCCGGCCCGCGCCCCCCGCCGUCGGGCCCGCGCCCGUGCCCGUGCCCGUGCCCGUGCCGGUGCCCGUGCCCGUGCCCGUGCCCGAGGCCGGCCUGGCGCCCCCGGGCCCCCCCGGCAGGACCGACGGCCGCCCGGACAAGAGCAAAGGGCAGGUGGUGCUGGCCACGGCCAUCGAGAUCUGCGUCUGAGCCGCUCCCGCCGCCCUCGGGCCGGGGCGCCGCGCUCGCACCAGGCCGGGCCGCCGGGAGCCGCCCGGGCCCGCGCCAAAACGGGGGGCUUGGCGGCGGCCGCGGCAAAUCCGACCAGCCCCCGCGGCGGCAGGAGGGAGUAGCGGUAGGCUAGGCGGGACGGCGGGCCCAGGCGCCGGGUCCGCGGCGGGCCGCCGAGAUAGCCACCGAAAGACCUCUCGCCCCGCCUGUGGGGCAGGGACUUGGCCCACAGGAGCCGAGCCCCACAGACCCGAGGAUUCAGAGGCGCCCCCUCCCCCGUCCCCCGACACCAGGAGCAAGGGAGCUUGCGGGCAGACUCCCCCACACCGCCCCGAACCCUGGAACCCUGCCUAGUUGCUCCUGGCCCUUUGCACCCCCUGGCAGAUCGUCCCGCAGUCCCACCCCUGGUCCUGCCCUCCUGGCCACCCUACCCUGCGCCACCACGCCCCCGGGCACAUAAGGGGACUGAAGUGUUGGGGCAGAGAAGGGGAGUAGGGCCCCCGGACACUGGCUGCGGGCGGGGUGGGGGUGGGGGUGGGGGGGGGGAGGCGAUGAGCUGAGGGCAGGGGCGUUGCUCACCUGCGUCCUGCCCCUUUCCCGGGAGGCUGGAGGGAAGAGGCCAAGCCCUCGGCAAAAUGUAGCAAAUGUCUGGAUGCUGCAAAAGUGUGUGUGUACAGGCACGGACCCGAAGAAUCUAGUGACUCCCACACAACCCGUUCCCCGGAUGAGGACACUGAGCACAGGAGGAGGGCAACUGGCCUGGAGCCGCACAGCCCCUGGGAGGUGGCGCUCUCGAAGCCCUCCCCCUCCUCCCUAGCGAGCGUCCCACUCCCUCGUGACUGACGGGCUGCCGGGGCGGGGCCUCAGCUGCCCUCCUCCCCCGCCCCCCACCGCAUCCCUAAGGCGAAGGGAGUGAGCGCCGAGCCUAGGGCCGGCCCAGCUCCCCCUGCUGGCCGCACCUGCCCAGGCCCGGGAGCCCCAGAUCCUAGGUCCUGGCUCCCCGAGCCCAGACCCGGCGGCCUGGGCUGCUGGCAGGCGGCGAGGUAAUUCGUGCCAGGAAUACCCCCGGGUUUCUGCCGGAGACCAGCAUGUCAGCCUGGGGUCGUCCCCAUCCCCGCGUCCCCCAGGUUCCCGGUCCUGGAGUAUGCCGCUGUGGGCGUGAGAAUGGGGGUCCGUGGAAACAGGAGGGGGGUGAGUGUGUGUGAGUAGGCGUGCGUGCGGUGUGUGAGUAGAGUGAACGUGUACGCGUGCAGUCCUGUGUGUUCGGUGAUUGCAUCCAGACGCCUCUGGAGACCACUCUGCCCCAGGACCCUCCCCAGGCAGCUGCCAGAGGGCGUCCAGGCCUGUGCUUCACCCGCCCCUCAGGGAAUCUGGCAGGGAGGCACCUGCGGGCUGGUUCCAGCCCCCAGGCAGCAAAACAGGCACCCCAGCUCACCCAGUGUUCCCCCAUGACCCCUGCCAUCUCUGGAGGCCGGGGACCCCGCAAUAACCUCCACUGGGGUGAGGCUGCUCCUUCUGCCUGACCGUGUCCCAUCCACCAGCCCGGGCCGCACCUGCCAGGGUCCCACUGGGGUUCUAGGCCAUCUGAGGGGGCUCUCUGAUGAGUCGGGCUGGCCAGGGAGGGCCUGCCCACCCUCUGGCCUGGAGCCCCCACCUCUCCACUCAUCCCUCAUUCCCAUCGCGCAAAAGGGCUAUAGGUCCCCCUGCCCUGCCUGGGUCCAGUUUACAAACUGCGGUUGCCCCAGGGCCUGGCCCCGCUUUCCUCGGUGCGGCCGCCCUCCUCGAGACCCAUCUCUCCAGUGGGCACUGGGGCCCUCCACACGCCAGGUAAGUAGCAAACCCUCCUCCCACCACGGGCCAAGUUUCAGAGAAGGCCCCCCGUCACUGCCCCUGGCCCACCUGGAGCCCAUCCGGGCCACCUCUCUCUCCCAGCCGCGACUUCUCCUUUUGCCUUAGGCCUCUCGACACCCCGUCUCUCCUGCAAUAACAAGGAAGCAAGAUUCCAAGUAGAUGUCCCUCGCCGUGUGCCCUCUCUCUCUCUCUCUCUCUCUUUCUCUGUUAAGAUCCCCUUUGGGAGUUUCUCUCUCGUCGUAGUAUCUAGAAUGUUAGACUCGGGAAGGGGACCGUAGUUAUGUAGCCCAGCCCUUGUUUGCAGAGGCACAGAGAGGGGCAGCGAUGGCCCCACGCAGGAGCAGGGCCGAAGAAGCCCGGCCUGCUCCGUGGCCGCUGGGGCCCUGUGCUGCCACCUGCUAGUUGGGUUGGGACCCCUCGCCCCUUAGGAGAGGUGUUGGUCACAGAUGUUUACCUCAGUUUAUGUCACUGUCGAAGAAACAAAUAGCAAAAAAUUAAUAACACCGUAGUCACGCAGACUUAGAAGACGAAAAACACACAAAAGAUCUUCCCCUGGCGAUUCUUCUGUGAAGGUGUGUGUGUGUGUGUCUGUGUGUAUGUGUGUGUGUGAGCGUGUCCGUCCCAUCCCGGGCAGGCUGGGUCAUCCCCGGUCUCUGUCAGAGCCCCUGUGCCUCCAUACUGCCCCUGUCCUUUGGUGCUUCCCAGAGGCCCCUCUGAGCUGGCCUGUGGGGUGUGGGGAGCCCCCUGGGCAGGAGGCGGGGCCGCAGGUUAGCUAGAGCCCCACUGAGCAGAGCCCCACGGCUGCCACUGCUCCCUGAGCCCGUGCUGAGGCCGGUGGGACAGUCCUGGUGGCUAGCAUCAACAUCCAAGCCUGGCUCAGGGCCUGGGCGGAAUCCCAGCCCCUCAUGUCUUGCCACCACCCCCCCCCCCAUGUGUUUGUAAAUAUUCUGGCAUCCUUUGGCCCUGAGAAGGUUUUUAAAUGUGUUAUUUACUUCUCUAAUCAUGACAAUUGCUAUAAAAUAAACAAAAGCCUAGAAAAAUUA
This is a messenger RNA of Leopardus geoffroyi (Geoffroy's cat), 5041 nucleotides long. It is a transcript of the gene SBK1, whose product is annotated as SH3 domain binding kinase 1. The transcript is spliced from 4 exons. Bases 852 to 2126 code for a protein of 424 amino acids. Gene Ontology annotation, biological process: peptidyl-threonine phosphorylation; peptidyl-serine phosphorylation. The record is from RefSeq and is a predicted model, not a curated record. Gene Ontology annotation, molecular function: protein serine/threonine kinase activity; ATP binding. NCBI's taxonomy places the organism in Eukaryota, Metazoa, Chordata, Mammalia, Carnivora, Felidae.